AUGAAGGAGCCGGACGCGAUCAAACUCUUCGUGGGGCAGAUCCCGCGGCACCUGGAGGAGAAGGACCUGAAGCCCAUCUUCGAGCAGUUCGGCAAGAUCUACGAGCUCACCGUCAUCAAGGACAAGUACACCGGCAUGCACAAAGGAUGCGCCUUCCUGACCUACUGCGCCCGCGAGUCGGCCCUGAAGGCGCAGAGCGCCCUGCACGAGCAGAAAACGCUCCCGGGGAUGAACCGGCCCAUCCAGGUGAAGCCGGCCGACAGUGAGAGCCGAGGAGGUACGGCCCCCCCCGAGGACCGCAAGCUGUUCGUGGGGAUGCUCAGCAAGCAGCAGGCGGACGAGGACGUGCGCAAGAUGUUCGAGCCCUUCGGCACCAUCGACGAGUGCACGGUGCUGCGCGGCCCCGACGGCACCAGCAAAGGCUGCGCCUUCGUCAAGUUCCAGAGCCACGCCGAGGCCCAGGCCGCCAUCGCCGCCCUCCACGGGAGCCGCACGCUGCCGGGCGCCUCGUCCAGCCUGGUGGUGAAGUUCGCGGACACGGAGAAGGAGCGGGGCCUGCGGCGCAUGCAGCAGGUCGCCAGCCAGCUGGGCAUGUUCAGCCCCAUCGCCCUCCAGUUCGGGGCCUACAGCGCCUACACGCAGGCGCUGAUGCAGCAGCAGGCGGCCCUGGUGGCCGCCCACUCGGCCUACCUCAGCCCCAUGGCCACCAUGGCCGUCCAGAUGCAGCACAUGGGCACCGUCACCCCCAACGGGCUCAUCGCCACCCCCCUGCCCCCCUCCUCAGGAACCAGCACACCGCCGGCCAUGGCCGCCACCCCGGUGCCCGCCAUCGCGGCCCCGCUGAGCGUCAACGGGUACAGCCCGGUGCCGGCACAGCCCGCGGGGCCGCCUGCCCCCGAGGCCGUCUACGCCGGGGGUGUCCCCCCGUUCCCAGCCCAGAGCCCCGCCGCCCCCGGGGACCCCCUGCAGCAAGCCUACGCCGGCAUGCAGCACUACACAGGUCCCGCCUACCCCGCAGCCUACGGGCUGGUGAGCCCGGCCUUCGCCCCCCCAGGGCCCCUGCUGGCCCCCCCGCCCCCCCCGCAGCAGCAGCAGCGCGAAGGCCCCGAGGGCUGUAACAUCUUCAUCUACCACCUGCCCCAGGAGUUCGCCGACACCGAGAUCCUGCAGAUGUUCCUGCCCUUCGGCAACGUCAUCUCCGCCAAGGUCUUCGUCGACCGCGCCACCAACCAGAGCAAGUGCUUCGGCUUCGUGAGCUUUGACAACCCGGCCAGCGCGCAGGCGGCCAUCCAGGCCAUGAACGGCUUCCAGAUCGGGAUGAAGCGCCUCAAGGUGCAGCUCAAGCGGCCGAAGGACGCCAACCGGCCCUACUGA
Molecule: messenger RNA, 1374 nt
Organism: Cygnus atratus (black swan)
Lineage: Eukaryota; Metazoa; Chordata; Aves; Anseriformes; Anatidae
Gene: CELF3
Product: CUGBP Elav-like family member 3
Exons: 12
Coding region: 1-1374 (457 amino acids)
Biological process (GO): regulation of alternative mRNA splicing, via spliceosome; mRNA splice site recognition
Cellular component (GO): ribonucleoprotein complex; nucleus; cytoplasm
Molecular function (GO): mRNA binding
Source: RefSeq, a predicted model, not a curated record